Messenger RNA from Tarenaya hassleriana, 962 nucleotides. RefSeq names its product ras-related protein RABD2c. Gene Ontology annotation, molecular function: GTP binding; GTPase activity. The record is from RefSeq and is a predicted model, not a curated record. Bases 132 to 743 code for a protein of 203 amino acids. The transcript is spliced from 8 exons. NCBI's taxonomy places the organism in Eukaryota, Viridiplantae, Streptophyta, Magnoliopsida, Brassicales, Cleomaceae.
GGCCUUUUUCCUCCGUUUCUUAGACAACACGAAGCAACGUCUGCGUCUCUCUCAUCUCGAUCGCCCUAUUCCCAGUCUCCCGCACGUAAUCGGAUUUCUCCUGGAAGAUUGUUCCAGCUACGAGAGGUGCCAUGAAUCCCGAAUAUGACUAUUUGUUCAAGCUUUUGCUCAUAGGUGACUCUGGUGUCGGAAAAUCAUGCUUGCUUCUGAGAUUUGCUGAUGAUUCCUACCUGGAUAGCUACAUCAGUACCAUUGGUGUUGAUUUUAAAAUCCGCACCGUUGAACAGGAUGGGAAGACCAUCAAACUCCAGAUCUGGGAUACAGCAGGCCAAGAACGUUUCAGGACGAUCACUAGUAGCUACUAUCGUGGAGCUCAUGGGAUCAUCGUUGUCUAUGAUGUAACGGACCAGGAGAGCUUUAACAAUGUCAAACAAUGGCUAAAUGAAAUCGACCGCUAUGCAAGUGAGAAUGUCAAUAAACUACUGGUGGGGAACAAGUGCGAUCUGACUUCGCAGAAAGUUGUAUCUACUGAGACGGCUAAGGCAUUGGCGGAUGAACUGGGAAUACCGUUCUUGGAAACAAGUGCAAAGAAUGCGACCAACGUGGAAGAGGCUUUCAUGGCCAUGACUGCUGCCAUCAAGACCAGAAUGGCAAGCCAGCCAGGAGCAGGGGGAGCCAAGCCACAGACGGUGCAAAUAAGGGGACAGCCUGUGAACCAGCAAUCUGGUUGCUGCUCGUCUUGAAUGAUGAUGGUAUCCCCUUUCUCCCUUUGUUUGCCUUGCAUGUAAUGUAAGACCCAUUUAUCUUUCUUUUAAACUGUUGUAGAAGUCUGUAUCUUGUUUUUUGUUUCUUCCUGGCAUUUUGUAUUUACUUCCAAAUUCCUUCUACUACUCGUUACUUUUGUUGAAACAUAUGUAAUCGUCCAUUUUAGUACAAGAAGAGAUAUGGAUCAAAAGAUGAAA